AUGUUUAAUAUCCCAUCUCUUUGCGAAUAUUUCCUAACAAAUGGUGCAAAUAUCAAUGCAAAAGAUGAAUUUGGAGAAACUGCUCUUCAUUUUGCAGCAAAAAAUAAUAGUAAAGAAUCAGCCGAACUUCUUAUAUCAUAUGGUAUAAAUAUCAAUGAAAAAAAUGAUGAUGGAGAAACCGCUAUUCAUAUUGCAGCAUUAUUUAAUAGCAAAGAAACAGCAGAGCUUCUUAUUUCACAUGGUGCAAAUAUUAAUGAAAAAAAUGAUAAUGGAGAAACCGCUCUUCAUAUUGCAGCAUUAAAUGAUAAUAAAGAAACAGCAGAGCUUCUUAUAUCAUAUGGUAUACAUAUCAAUGAAAAAAAUGAUAAUGGAGAAACCCCUCUUCAUAUUGCAGAACAAUAUAAUAAUGAAGAAAUAGCCAAACUUCUUAUUUCAUAA
Messenger RNA from Trichomonas vaginalis G3, 438 nucleotides. Its product is annotated as cyclin-dependent kinase inhibitor 2C-related family. The transcript has a single exon. NCBI's taxonomy places the organism in Eukaryota, Parabasalia, Trichomonadida, Trichomonadidae. Gene Ontology annotation, cellular component: cytoplasm; nucleus. Gene Ontology annotation, molecular function: protein binding. Bases 1 to 438 code for a protein of 145 amino acids. The record is from RefSeq and is a predicted model, not a curated record.